Molecule: messenger RNA, 978 nt
Organism: Sarcophilus harrisii (Tasmanian devil)
Lineage: Eukaryota; Metazoa; Chordata; Mammalia; Dasyuromorphia; Dasyuridae
Gene: CALN1
Product: calneuron 1
Exons: 6
Coding region: 319-978 (219 amino acids)
Molecular function (GO): calcium ion binding
Source: RefSeq, a predicted model, not a curated record
CCCUGCGGAGGGGGCGGUGUCAUAGCUGCUGCUCGCGUCCCCUUCCGUCUCCCAUGUAGGGGCGCGCUUUCGGCUCUAGAGGCGCGGGGCUUCGGACGCUCAGUCGGGCCGUCCGUCAGUCUGUCGGUCCUCACGGAGCAGCGCCCCGGGCUCCGCUCCCUUCGCCUGCGUCCCCGCAGCCCCGACUUCGGCCGCCCGCCGCCGGGCUGCGCUCCCCGGAGCCGGGGGCGGGCAGCCGGGAGCUGGGUUAGGUUGGGAAGGGCUCCGUACAGACCCAGCCCAAGAGGGAGAACAGCGGCAGAGGCAAACAGGGAGAAGAUGCCGUUCCAUCAUGUGACAGCUGGCUUGUUGUAUAAGGGGAAUUAUCUGAAUCGGUCCCUCUCUGCAGGCAGUGACAGUGAACAGCUCGCUAACAUCUCAGUGGAAGAAUUGGACGAAAUCCGUGAGGCCUUUAGAGUUCUGGACCGGGAUGGGAAUGGUUUCAUCUCCAAGCAGGAACUGGGUAUGGCCAUGCGCUCGCUGGGCUACAUGCCUAGUGAGGUGGAGUUGGCCAUCAUCAUGCAACGCCUGGACAUGGAUGGGGAUGGCCAGGUGGAUUUUGAUGAAUUCAUGACAAUCCUGGGCCCUAAGCUGGUGUCUUCGGAAGGUCGAGAUGGUUUUCUUGGGAACACGAUAGAUAGUAUAUUCUGGCAGUUUGACAUGCAAAGGAUAACGCUGGAGGAGCUGAAGCAUAUCCUGUACCAUGCAUUCCGGGAUCACCUAACGAUGAAAGACAUUGAAAACAUUAUUAUCAAUGAAGAAGAGAGUCUGAAUGAGAACUCGGGAAACUGCCAGACAGAGUUUGAAGGAGUGCAUUCCCAAAAGCAGAAUAGACAGACCUGCGUCCGGAAGAGCUUAAUAUGCGCCUUUGCCAUGGCCUUCAUUAUCAGUGUCAUGCUGAUCGCGGCCAAUCAGAUCCUCCGCAGCGGCAUGGAGUAG